Messenger RNA from Penicillium cataractarum, 1545 nucleotides. Its product is annotated as glycosyl hydrolase family 79 C-terminal domain-containing protein. The record is from RefSeq and is a predicted model, not a curated record. The coding region runs from base 1 to 1545 and encodes 514 amino acids. Lineage: Eukaryota; Fungi; Ascomycota; Eurotiomycetes; Eurotiales; Aspergillaceae. The transcript is spliced from 7 exons.
AUGAUGAACUUCAUUUCAGUACUUUAUCUAGUGACCGCUGCCGGUGCAUCAUUCAUACCCAUCAACGUUUCACAUAAUGUUCCUCAUUAUGCGUCUGCAGCCGUGAACCCUUCCUUUCUCGGAUUUGCAUUUGAAGAAACUAGUUUUGUCUACUAUGGUGGAAACAAAACCUCUCCCGAUAUUGCGUCCCGAAACUUAGUCCAGGUUAUUGCAAACAAAACCCAGGCAAGGCCUUUGAUUCGCGUUGGAGGAACCUCACUUGACCAUGGAACGUUCAACGCGAGCCAAAAAGAAGCAAUCACUAUCCCACCCAGUGAAGUCGGAAGUGGUAUACCAAAAGGCAUACAGAUCGGGCCUUCCUUUUUUGAAAGCUUUGCCAAUUUUCCAACCGCCCAGUUCAUGCUGGAUAUUCCUUGGGCCGAGCAGAAUCUCAACAACUCAAUUGCUUUUUCCCGCGCCGCCUACAGGGCCAUUGGGAAGGAUCGUCUGUUUGCUUUUGAACUGGGUAACGAACCGAAUAAUUAUGGUCGAUUCAAAGGGGGAGACAAGAGGGAAAAAAUGGAAUCAUACGCAAAGGAAUGGGCGCAGUGGACUGACGCCAUUGAUGACGCCGUUGGGGUUGGAAGUUCAUCGAUUUGGCAGGGUGUCGUCCUAUCAAGCGAGACCGGAGGUAGAACACACUUUCCAGGGGGCACGAGUAAAGACUGGAAAAUACCCGACCUAUUCGAGAAUGGACUGGAGCAGUACGCGGACCGCAUGAAAUCUGUGGCAAUGCAUUACUACCAAACACAAGAAAACCCCAACACAGAUAUCCAAGCCGAUCUAUUAAAUCAUACUGCCGUUGUGAAAGGGUCUGAAUUCAUACGCAAGGCAGUGAAAUACCUCAGAAACCCAAAACGUAACAUCCCCGUCUAUCUUGCAGAAGUUGGCAACACCCUGGGGAAUGGUACAAAGUACAUCCAGCUUGAAGGAAGCCUCGGGUCCGCCCUAUGGCAAAUUGACUUCUCUCUAUACGCUAUGUCGAUCGGUGUCACAGGAGUAAACAUUCAAUGCGGAACUAAAUUUCCCUUUUCUCUCUGGAGACCCAACAUCAACCACACUCACGGUGAGGUACUACCUGCAUUUUAUUCCCAUAUAUUCAGUGCUGAAUUCAUGGGGUCGAGCGGGAACACCCGUGUAACCAAUAUCGACCUGGACUCGCCAUUUUUGUCAUCCUAUGCAGCGUAUGAGAACGGCAGCAUCGCGAGAGUAGCAAUAAUCAACUUGCGUCAGUCUGAUGGAUCGUUGAGCGAGAACGAUGCGGUGAGGGUAGCCUUGUCUGUUGGUGAUGACGUUAAGACAGCCGAGGUGAAGAAACUGAGCAGUCCAAACGGAGCGGCGGCAACUGCAGAGACGAUCUCAUUCGACGGAACACAAUGGGUAUAUGAAGAUCCGCGUACCGAAAAGAAGGUCAAAAAAUACACGAAGUCCUCAUUGUCGAUAAAUGGCGGCACUGUCGAUUUAGAGGUCAAGUCCAGCGAGGCGGUGAUCGUCUAUUUGGAAUGA